Sciurus carolinensis (gray squirrel) is the source of this 583-nucleotide messenger RNA. RefSeq names its product thiosulfate sulfurtransferase like domain containing 1 (gene Tstd1). Gene Ontology annotation, cellular component: cytoplasm. The record is from RefSeq and is a predicted model, not a curated record. Bases 48 to 461 code for a protein of 137 amino acids. The transcript is spliced from 4 exons. Gene Ontology annotation, molecular function: thiosulfate-thiol sulfurtransferase activity. Lineage: Eukaryota; Metazoa; Chordata; Mammalia; Rodentia; Sciuridae.
CUUUGCUUCCGGUUCCGGUCUGGGCUCUGGAAGGAAGGGAGGGAGAGAUGCUACCCACGGCAAGGGGGCGGGCCUGGGCAGCAUUCCUGCGACUCACAAUCGCUGUCCGCACCAUGGCUGCAGCGUCCACAGUCUCGCUCCCUGAACUCCGUUCACUCCUAACAUCAGGUCGGGCCCGGCUCUUCGAUGUGAGAUCUCGGGAGGAAGCUGCAGCAGGGACCAUCCCAGGGGCAGUCAACAUCCCGGUGUCCGAGUUGGAAAGUGCCCUGCAGAUGGAGCCAGCUGCAUUCCAAGCAUUGUACCGUGCUGAGAAGCCAAAGCAAGAAGAUGAGAAUCUUGUUUUCUUCUGUCAAAUGGGCAAACGGGGCUUCCAGGCCACACAGCUGGCCCGGCGCCUUGGAUACACAGGGGCUCGAAACUAUGCUGGGGCUUAUAAGGAAUGGUUCGAGAAAGAGGGUUAGGCAGAACCCUUAUUAUCUCUCCUUCCACCUUAACAAAGGAUGAUGAAGGAGCUGAUUUGCUGGGCUAGGCAACUCCUUACAGUGCUUUGCACACAAAACAUCAAUAAAGAGCAUUUAAUCAA